Acanthochromis polyacanthus (spiny chromis) is the source of this 1039-nucleotide messenger RNA. It is a transcript of the gene eef2kmt, whose product is annotated as eukaryotic elongation factor 2 lysine methyltransferase. Lineage: Eukaryota; Metazoa; Chordata; Actinopteri; Pomacentridae. Bases 22 to 1011 code for a protein of 329 amino acids. The transcript has 8 exons. The record is from RefSeq and is a predicted model, not a curated record.
GUAAACAAAAGCACGUUGAACAUGGCGCAUUCAGAGCAGAGUCAAACCUCAGAAAAUAGAUUAUUAAAAUCUGAAGAUAUUUUAAAGGUCUUCCAGGUGUCGUUUUUCGCCAUGAGCCGCCUUCCUUCGUUUCCCUGGACGUUUAUAGAAGAAGACCUUCAGAGCGACAAGUCAUCAGAGAUUAUUUCAGAGAUCCUGAAGCAGACUUGUCUGCACCCUCUGUGUCGGAAGUUUCCUCCAUCGGUCAGAUUCAGGAGGCUGUUCCUGUCGGAGCUCAUCAAACUGCAGGAGGCAGCAGGCUGUGAACCUCUGGAUCAGCUGUACGACGCUCUGGCUGAAGUGAUCGGAGCCGAGGAGUCCAGCGAGUGCUACAAGAGCUACUUACUGCCAGGUGGUGGCACCAUCAGCCUGAUGGAGAACGUGGCUCUGAUCUCAGAGGGAACAACCGGCCUGGUGACCUGGGAGGCGGCGCUGUACCUCGCCGAGUGGGCUCUGGAGCACCGGCAGGACUUCACCGGGAGGUCGGUUCUGGAGCUGGGUAGCGGUGUCGGUCUGACCGGGAUCACCGUGUGUCGCUGUUGCAGCCCGAACAGCUUCGUCUUCAGCGACUGUCACUCUGCAGUUCUCCAGAAACUCAAAGACAACGUCCAGCUGAACGGACUGAAGCCCAAAACGACUCCAGAGGUCAGAGUGGAGGAGCUGGACUGGACCUCAGCGACAGAGGAACAGCUGAGACGGAUCGGAGCCGACACCGUCAUCGCUGCAGAUGUGGUUUAUGACCCAGAUGUGGCCGUUAGUUUGGUGAAGCUUCUGUCUAAGAUCUUCAGCUGUUCGUCUCCUGAAGUCCUCAUCUGCUCCACCAUCAGAAACCCAGAAACCUACAGCGGAUUUAAACUGCAGCUUGAAAAAGCAGGAAUCGGCCACCAGGUGAUGACAGAACCGGUCCAACAGGUGUUUCCCUACAACAGACUCUCCGCCAUCGAGCUGAUCAGACUGCACAGACCACUUUAACACAAUAAAGGUUUUAUUUACAGCUGUA